This is a messenger RNA of Ictalurus furcatus (blue catfish), 1666 nucleotides long. It is a transcript of the gene cited4b, whose product is annotated as Cbp/p300-interacting transactivator, with Glu/Asp-rich carboxy-terminal domain, 4b. The transcript has 2 exons. The record is from RefSeq and is a predicted model, not a curated record. Gene Ontology annotation, cellular component: nucleus. Lineage: Eukaryota; Metazoa; Chordata; Actinopteri; Siluriformes; Ictaluridae. Gene Ontology annotation, biological process: regulation of DNA-templated transcription. The coding region runs from base 197 to 874 and encodes 225 amino acids.
UAUAUAUAUAUAUAUACACACACACACACACACUCACACUCGCUCACUUCGUGGACGACUAUGAAGCUCAAUCUUUUCGGAAUAUAAAAGCUGAUCCCGAGGAGUUUGGCUACGCUUUGCUAAACCAGGGCUCGUUUGCAGUGCUGCUGGGAAAUUUGUGUAUUUUAAAAGCAAGGGAGAAGCCAUCGCAGAGCACAUGAUGAUGCCCAUGAGCCACGGCCAGGCGAACGGCAACCUGCAUGGCUACCGAAUGGGCAUGAACGGCCAGCAACAUGCUCCCCAGCCCGGCCUAAGAGCCAUGCCCAAUGGACAGAUGAUGCAUUAUGGGCAUCAGGGUGCCAUGCAGCGGCCCAACAUGGUGAUGAAUGGGCAGAUGAAUGGAGGCGCGAUGGGUCAUCACCAAAUGCAGUCAUCCAACAUGAUGUACAACAACCAGGGUCAGCAGCAUCAACAGCAUCAUAUUCACCAGCAGCACCAUCAAGGACAACAGCAGCAACAACAGCAGCAGCAGCAGCAGUACAUGUCCGGAGGCCUCAACUCCCAGCAACUCAUGGCCAGCAUGCACCUGCAGAAACUGAACACCCAGUACCACGGGCACCCACUCGGUGCUACGAAUGGGCACCAUGUGCCAAACGGAGCUCAGUUUCGCAUGGGUCCGACUCAGCUGGCCAACGUGCAGCACAUGGGUGGUCCUGCACUGGGCCUCAGCGGCAUGGAUGCUGACCUGAUUGAUGAAGAGGUUCUCACAGCGUUAGUCAUGGAGCUGGGACUGGAUAGAGUGCAGGAGCUGCCAGAACUAUUUCUGGGACAGAACGAGUUUGAUUUCCUACCAGACUUUGUCAGCAAACAGCAGCCCAGCACUGUCAGCUGCUGAGGCGUAUAGGAUGAGACACUGAAAGGGUGAACGAUGCAGUAAGAGGUGAUAAUUACCCUGUUCGUAGUCUUGGAGAGAACUGUCUCUGCAAAGUAGAGAAGAACGGGCAGAUGUUUCUCUGGUUCACUACUGGCAAGAGUGGUGGAGCUCCAGCCAGAGCUGUAUCCCUUUUGGGAUGGGGUAGUAAAUAAUACUCUUGCCCUUCCAGACAUGAAUGUAACAGCAUUGCUGAACUAUGAGCUUGGUGCAGUGUGAAGCGCUCCUAGUUUUCCUAGCAGUUUUGCAUUCACAUGUAACUUAUUUAUGUUCACUCAGUACCAACGUAGAUUGCAAAGCUUUGCUGAGGAAGUUCUGUGCAGGAUGUUGUGUUGCAGUUUUGAUUGGGGGAUGGGGUUUGGGUUUCUAAAAUGUGUAACUUCAGGCUCUGUAGUCUUAUGGUUUGGUGUUGAACUGGGAGGUUCUUAUUUGUAAUGAACUGGUCACCAACAGUAUUAACUGGAUUGAUCAGCUAUAUAUGUGCUCCAUUAGAUGUACCAAGCAAACCCAUAUAGAUAUAUUCCAGUAUCUACUGUGGAUUUUGCCAUCAUAAAUGUAGAACUGCCUUAAACAACACAGUUUUUAUUUAUUUGUUUCAUUGACCUUUUGAGGGUAAGAGGGGUUAAACAUUUGGCUUUGCUCCUUUUGUUAAUAAAGAUGGCCAAGCUUUAUCUGUGGCCUAAUUUUAUGUUCUUCUCUGAAUUUACUGGAAUAACAGAGAAUGCUGCUGAAAUCAAUAAAUAGGCCAUGAGUUUC